Thlaspi arvense is the source of this 510-nucleotide messenger RNA. The record is from the annotation of a GenBank genome assembly. NCBI's taxonomy places the organism in Eukaryota, Viridiplantae, Streptophyta, Magnoliopsida, Brassicales, Brassicaceae.
GUAAUUUCUUCUCUAAGAAAUGCUGGCCUUGAAUCAUCGAAUUUAAUACUUGGUAUUGACUUCACAAAGAGUAAUGAAUGGACAGGCAAGCACUCGUUUAACAGGAAAAGCCUCCAUGCAAUUGGUCAUGCACCUAACCCCUAUGAGCAAGCGAUCUCUAUAAUUGGCCGCACAUUAUCUUCCUUUGAUGAGGAUGAUUUGAUACCUUGUUUUGGAUUUGGUGAUGGCCAUUUAGCGAGUCUAAUACAUGUCCUAGCAGCACAACCUUCAAUUCGACACAGCUGUGUCCCACAGAGUGGCAUGUCCAUGCUUCCUGGAGCAUCAACACAUGAUCAGUAUGUCUUCAGCUUUUAUCCUGAUCAUCGACCAUGCCAUGGAUUUGAGGAAGCCCUUGCACGAUAUAGGGAAAUUGUUCCUUUCAUAAAGUUAUCGGGAUGCAUCAGCUCUCCUGACUGCACUAAACAAUCAAGGAUGAAGCAAGAGACACACCAUGCAUUUCCUAUAGAAUAA